CCACAAGAUACUUGAAUCUCCAUUAAUUCACACAAAAAAUGGUAGGUACUUUUAACUCAGUAGUGUAAUCAUAUAUAUAUAAAGCAUUUUCAAAUUACAGUUGAAAAGUUUAGUGGUCAUGAUGUUGAAUCCAAGGUAUGCAACCACCAUCCUCUUCACCUCUCUUCGCACUUCCUCUACAACAACGUUCCUCCUUCUCUACCCUUACACAACCUUCUUCGCUCGUUGCCACCGCAAAAAACUCCACAAACUCCCAACCUUCAACGACGCUGUUUCAUCUUUCAACCACAUGCUCCACCUCCGCCACCCACCACCCAUUCAAGAAUUCAACAAACUUCUAUCAACAAUCGCCAAACUCAAACGCUACAGCGCCGUUGUUUCGCUUUAUUCCAUGUUGGAGUUUAAGGGAACCGUGAAACCCUCACUUGUCACCAUGAGUAUAUUGAUUAAUGGUUUUUCUCAAUUGGGUCAUAUGGGUUUUGCUUUUUCAAUUGUUGGAAAAAUUAUCAAGAGUGGUUUUGAUUUAGAUGUGAAAACACUCACUACUCUUAUGAAAGGUUUGUGCUUGAAAGGUAGGGUUUUGGAUGCACUUUACUUGCUUGAUGAUUCUGUUUCUAGAGGGUUUAGAUUUGAUGAGAUUUGUUAUGGGACAAUUAUUAAUGGGUUGUGUAAAACUGGUAGAACAAGAGUUGCUAUUGAGUUGUUUCCUAAGAUGAAGACUCUUAGCGUUUACCCUAAUUUGAUUAUGUAUAAUACUGUUAUUGAUGGUCUUUGUAAACAAGGAGAUGUAGAUGAGGCUUGUGGUUUGUGUUCUGAAAUGGUUGCUAAUGGUAUUGGUCUUGAUGUUUAUAGUUACAAUUCUCUUAUUCAUGGUUUUUGUUCUGUUGGUCGGUUUGGAUCCGCGGCAAAGUUGCUCGAUGAAAUGGCGGUGAGAGGGAAUGUUUAUCCUGAUGUCUAUACCUUUAAUAUAUUGAUUGAUGGAUUGUGUAAACUAGGAAUGGUUACUGAAGCUCACAAUGUGGUUGCGGUGAUGAUUAAAAGAGGUCUAAAGCUUGAUGUUGUUAGUUACAAUGCUUUGAUGAAUGGUUAUUGUCUGUGUAGUAAUAUGAAUGAAGCUGAACAAUUGUUUGAUAAGAUGGUUGAGAGAGGUCAUUUGCCUAAUGUUAUCAGUUAUUGUACUUUGAUUAAUGGAUAUUGCAAGGUUAAGAUGAUGGAUGAAGCCAUGAUGCUAUUAACAGAAAUGCAUAAGAAGAAUUUAGUUCCUGAUACUGUAACUUAUAAUUGUCUUCUUGAUGGUUUAUCGAAAUCGGGAAGAACAUUGUACGAGCAGGACUUGGUUGAGGCCAUGCGUGCCAGCGGUGAACCCCCUGAUUUAAUCACUUACAAUACAUUGUUAGAUCAUUAUCUCAAACAUGAGGAGGACCUUGACAAGGCACUUGCAUUGUUUCGGCACAUUAUUGAAAUCGGGUUCUCUCCAAACAUACGCACGUACAAUAUACUUCUUGAUGGUCUUUGCAAAAGUGGAAGACUGAAGUCUGCAAAAACGAUUUUUCAGCUUCUGUCUGCCAAAGACUGUCAACCCAAUAUUCGAACAUAUAACAUUAUGAUCAAUGGGCUUUGUAAAGAGGGUUUAUUAGAUGAAGCAGAGGCCUUACUUUAUAAAAUGGUAGACAAUAAUUGCCUUCCCAACUAUAUAACUUUUGAUACCAUUGUUCGGGCAGUUUUGGUGAAAUAGUUUUAAUUGUUGAGGCAAAGAAACUUCUUUCAAGGAAUGGUUUGCUGGGAGGUUUUUGGAAAAAUUACAUGACAAUUGACAUGGUUUAGAAGUUCCAAUGGUUGAUCUUCACAUUUUCUCCUUGAGUUUUUAAAUCAGGUAUGCUGUACCAUUCAAAACUAUGAUAACUGUUGACGAACUAUGAACCAAGAGUUUCCUGGUUAAUAUAUUCUGUGUAUUUCUCAUGAAAAGACAUUUAUGUUUUGUGUAUCUAACUAUUUCAUUUUGCUCCUUUUGAUUCUAAUGAAAUUCAUUUUGAUGAUAUUCAUUUCAAACCAGUAAUGAAAUUCUUGCCAAUGUUGGUUGGCAUGGUUGCCACCUUAAAUACCCAGAAGAGAAACUUGAAUCUCUCACUUCCCCCCAGUUUCAAAAUUCACUCACACUUUGCGGCAUUUCUAGGGAUGUCAAUGGGGUAGGGCAUGUUAGUAUUCCCCCACUCUGUUCUCAUAUUGCACCCCGUCCCUGAUACCCUCCACGGAGAGUUUUUCUCCCCUGCCACAGCCCCUAUAGAUCCCUGUGAGGAUCCAGUCAGCAUAAAAAAAAGUAACAAUUUAUACAAAAAAAAAAUUAGUGCAACUCAACAAACACUGCCAAUUAUUCAUUGUUGCUGUACCAUAUAUCUGCAAAGCAGUAGAAGUAUUUUCAAAUGCCUUACUAAGGACCAUAAAUGGGAAAUCAGCACAAUGGGAAAAAUGAAAGAGAAGUGUGUUAAAAGAGCAUAAAUGGGAAAUCAACACUAUGAUGAUUGUGUGUCAAAAUCGCAAUACUUAACCAAUAUGUCAUAAAGCUGCGACUCAGGGGAUUGAAAUAAAAAGAAAGUUGCAUCAAUAAUUUGCAAAAACAGUAGAAACAUUUUUAAAUGCCUUACUCAGAAACAUAAAUGGGAAAUCAGCAAAAUGGGAAAAAUGAAACUCAAGGUUUAGAGUAGUUAUUGCCAAGGGCAACUAGCUUUACCAAGCAGCGGAAAUUGCCGCAAGUUCUUUGAAGACGAGGGAAAGCAACAGAUCUGCGUUCAAAUAACUGCUCACUUGGGAAGAUAAAUGGGAUGUGAACGUGACGGCAUUGAAGAGGACACAAACAUAAGCAGAUACGUGACAGAGCAGGACACAAAAACGAGCAUAGACACGAUGAAGCAGCAGCGCAGUGGGUCUAUUAGGGUUCGAUUCUACUUGGAUUCGAUGUUCUCACAGAAAUGUGAUGCAACCUGUUGUCUUUUCCAUUCUCACGGGUUAAAGUUAUUGUCUUUUGAAGCCUGAGGCUCUGUAUUCUGCUGUUUGAGACUGCAACAUGGAAGCAAACUUUGAAGUUGCGCCUUCUUUGUCAAGCAUCUCAAAGGACGAUUCUUCAUCCAAGGGGUAAAUCUAAGAUGGAAAUGGGGGCUACAUCAUCUGUGGCUGAGGAAAUUGCUCCUAAAAAUGUUGGACAUUUUAGAGCAAGGAGGAGGGCAUCGGUGUUCUAUUGUUUAAACUUUUGGAUUAUGCUUGGUUUUCAACUUUUCAAGGUUUCGGUACAUCUGAAUAUGAUUAAAUAAUGUUUCCAUGACAUCUUAAUUUGAUGGAAAUGGCAUGCAGACUGAAGCCUGGUGUAGGGUGAUUUUUUGUGCCGUCAAUUAAUCAGCUUGACGGAACUUAAUGUUUUAUGUUUUGUCAAAUGAAUUUUUUUUAAACUUA
This is a messenger RNA of Cicer arietinum (chickpea), 3444 nucleotides long. RefSeq lists its product as uncharacterized. Lineage: Eukaryota; Viridiplantae; Streptophyta; Magnoliopsida; Fabales; Fabaceae. Gene Ontology annotation, molecular function: protein binding; mRNA binding. The record is from RefSeq and is a predicted model, not a curated record.